AUGGCAGAUACGACACAAUUCCCGCCUGGAACGCUGUAUUUAGAGCGAAUUCUCGACGCCCACAAUGCAGAAGUCGUACUACAUCCGAUCCCAAGUACUUAUGUGAACGACCCCCUGAACUGGCCGAAAUGGUACAAGGCAGUGAACUUUACCCUUGUCUGUUACUACACUCUCAUGGUCUUCGUGGCCAUUGAUAUUGGAACCGUCAUAUACGGACAGCUCAAUGAAGACCUGGGCAUUUCGUUCGAGGUCUGCAACAUAUCUUUCGGUGUUAACACAGCUGGUUUGGCCGUCGGAUGCAUACUCUUCAUUCCGUUCGCUCUCAAGUUUGGUCGCAGGCCAGUGUACUUGAUGAGUAUUGCAGUGAGCCUGGCCACUUGUAUCUGGCAGGGGAAAAUGCAGACGUCCGGAGACCUUCUUGGCUCAAACCUUGUUGCUGGCCUUGCAGGCGCAACUGCAGAGACGAUCUGCCAAAUGACGAUCGCCGAUAUCUUUUUCGUGCAUCAGAGAGGCGCCGCGAAUGCUGUAUACCUCUUCAUGGUCAACGUUGGAGCCUUCCUCUCGUUGAUCCCGGCCGGGUAUAUUGCGGCCUCGCAAGGCUGGCGCUGGAUCUGGUGGUGGUCUAGCAUCCUGCUGGGCAUAUGCUUGCUUUUGUUCUUCUUCUUCUACGAAGACACGAAGUACACUCCUAUGACCUAUGGCGUUCGACCUCCAGAAAACGGUGAUGUCGAGGAGUCGUUUUCCGCGCCGGAUGAAGAUCUCAAAGGUCUUCCACAAGUGACGGCCACCAGCUCACGAAACUUGGACAGUAGUAUCCCUCGAAAGCCGUAUCUUCAGCGACUAGCGCUCGUCAACAAUACACCUGGCUGGCAUACUUUCUUCUGCCACACCUAUCAGCCCUUCAUCAUUCUGGCCACUCUUCCUGCUAUCACCUUCUCGGCUCUUACGUACGGCUCUCUUCUGGCAUGGUUCUCUAUGGUGGUAACCACAUACAGCGUGUACUUCACCAUGCCCCCGUACAACUUUGGGUCCGCAGGGAUCGGUCUCAUGAAUCUUCCGCCCUUCAUAGGUGGUUUGAUCGGCUCGAUAUUUGCGGGCUUAGCGACUGACCGGCUUUGGACCGCUCUACCAGGCGUUAUCAUAAUGCCUUUCUCGCUGUUGUGGCUCGGCUUUUCGACGGCAGAUGGAAACGCCUGGAUCGUGCCAGCCGUGGCGCUCGGCUUCUUUGGAUUUGGCUUCGUUGUUCUGGGAGAUGUUGCUCUUACGUAUGCCAUGGACAGUUACACCGAUAUUGUUGGAGACGCCUUCAUCGGAAUUGUUUUCGUGCGCAACGUCUUUGCAACUAUCAUUGCCACAACUCUGACACAAUGGACCGAUGGCAUCGGAUUGAAGAACGUCUUCAUUAUGGGAACCGUUCUCGGCCUCGCACUCUCGUUGUUGACCAUCCCGAUGAUGAUCUGGGGCAAGAGGUUGAGAGUAUGGACCAAGGAUCGCUAUGGUGUUUACGCUGCACGACAGUAUGCCUCUAGAGCAGAUUGA
Molecule: messenger RNA, 1539 nt
Organism: Zasmidium cellare ATCC 36951
Lineage: Eukaryota; Fungi; Ascomycota; Dothideomycetes; Mycosphaerellales; Mycosphaerellaceae
Exons: 4
Coding region: 1-1539 (512 amino acids)
Biological process (GO): transmembrane transport
Molecular function (GO): transmembrane transporter activity
Source: RefSeq, a predicted model, not a curated record